AUGCUACGGAAACCUUCAAUUUUCGUUGAUAGCCAAUGUGAUACAUCUGCUCCAUUGAUACGGUCUAUUGAAGAUCACGAUGUAGAUCCGAGGAAUUUUCAAAUACGAUGGGGCUCAAUAUCUUCAACACAGCCUGUUCUUUCAGGUCCGGAACAAAUUCGCGUAUAUCACGAAUGGAUUGAUGCUGGGAAGCCUCAUAAUAUAGUGUGUUGGGAGUGUCGUCUACCUGAUAGUCUGAUUGGUUGCCAGACGUGCUGUAGAUCCUAUCAUACAGCAUGUCUAUUGGACGUGGUCCGAUCUGCAAAUAACUUCCAUUGUCCAUCUUGCCGGGCAAGAGCUUGGGAUCAUGCACCGCCCCAGUUCCCUGUGCCAUCACCAGCCCCAAGUACUGGUGGCACAACCCCAAAAGGCUAUCCAGACCCGUCAUUUGGAAAUCUUCCAAUCCAUGGCGAUAGAGCAUCAACAGUAUCACGGAGUAAAUCCUCACUGGCCCCGCGGAUGAUGCCUCCCUCUAAUUUGAACCGGAUUGAUGAAGUCGAUGCUCGCGGCACGCCAGCUGAGUUAUUUCCCGUUGCUGAGAUGUACCCUCAGCUUCUGGAAUAUCUAGCGAUGCCGGAUGUCGAAACGGAUCAUCAUGCCCAAUCGUCACAGUUCAAGCAUCAACUGGGAAUGGCAAUGAAAGAGAUUGAAACAAAUCGGGCAUCAAUGCGAGAAAAAGCAAGUAUCCGAGAGGACUAUUCGAAGUUACAACGCGAAAACGCACAAAUGAAAGCGUACCUUGAUUCCAGGGCCUCAGCACCAGAUUCUGGUGCUCCUAGCCCUUCAACGGUUUCACACACCAUCAUCUCAAAACCAGCGUCUGAGCAAAGGGGGAAGGCUUGGGACAGCAUUGCCAUUGACCUGUUUUGA
Penicillium robsamsonii is the source of this 909-nucleotide messenger RNA. RefSeq names its product PHD finger protein. NCBI's taxonomy places the organism in Eukaryota, Fungi, Ascomycota, Eurotiomycetes, Eurotiales, Aspergillaceae. Bases 1 to 909 code for a protein of 302 amino acids. The transcript has 2 exons. The record is from RefSeq and is a predicted model, not a curated record.